AUGACAAGGUUUCAAAUGGUGCAGCAAUAUAUCAUCAGAGGUGAUGAGCUGCUAGCUAUGGCAGUGAAAUUCCCUGUUAUCUUUGAUGACUCAAUGUUCAAGACUUUCCAGCUACCCAAAGUCUGGAAUUUACCCUACAAUAAUCUGAAAAGACAUAGCACAUUGGUACUCUACAUAUAUCAUGAUGCUGCCUUGAAUACAUGGGCCAUGCAGCCAAUUGCCUGUGUUGACUUGGAGUUUGGUGAAGAAAUGUCUGGGUCUUACAAGGCUGAGGACAUCCCUGGAACUUGGCCCUGGCUCAAGCUUGAAAUUCAACAUUUUUGGGAAGCUCAUGGAUAUGGAAUCCUCAAUGUUGAAUAG
This is a messenger RNA of Melampsora larici-populina 98AG31, 360 nucleotides long. RefSeq lists its product as uncharacterized. The transcript has 2 exons. Bases 1 to 360 code for a protein of 119 amino acids. NCBI's taxonomy places the organism in Eukaryota, Fungi, Basidiomycota, Pucciniomycetes, Pucciniales, Melampsoraceae. The record is from RefSeq and is a predicted model, not a curated record.